GCAGUGAAAAUUGAAAUUUACGUGUUUAUGUCUGCUUGUGGUGUAUUGUGCCUCGCUUGUUUAUCUUUGCGUCUGCUUUUAUUACACCUAUUUUAGAGGUCGAAGCGAAUUAUGUGGCUGGCAGGAAAAAGCAAAAAUGUGCGAGUUUCUUUGAAAGUGCCAUGGAGAAAUCGAAUUUUUCACACGUGUAGGAGCAAAUGGGGUAAGGUUAUGGCAAUUCGUCGCGAAGACAUAAACGUGUGGGAGAGAAGAGCUCCAAUUUCGCCAGCACACGUUAAAGAACUUGUAGAUAACGGCAUUAAAGUUCUCGUACAACCUUCGACCCGGAGAGCGUACACAAUGGCCGAGUACGAAGACGCUGGAGCUGUAAUUACAGAAGAUUUGUCUCCUGCUUCGCUGAUCGUAGGUGUAAAAGCCGUCCCUGUAAACCAGCUUUUGUGCAACAAAACCUACGCUUUCUUUUCGCAUACCAUAAAAGCUCAGCCGGGAAAUAUGCCGCUGUUGGAUGCCAUGUUGGAGAAGAAUAUAAGACUGGUUGAUUACGAAAGAAUGCUUGAUUCAAAGGGUCAGAGGGUAGCUGCAUUUGGUAAAUUUGCUGGUGUUGCAGGAAUGAUCAACAUUUUACACGGUCUUGGUUUGAGGCUUCUUGCACUUGGUCAUCACACUCCUUUUAUGUAUAUGGGUGGGACCCACAACUACAAAAACAGUCGGGCCGCUAAAUUGGCCAUAUUUGAGCUGGGUGAAGACAUUGCAAUGGGAAAGCUUCCUGCCCAUUUUGGCGCGCUUUCGUUUGUUUUCACCGGUUCUGGCAAUGUCUCGCAGGGAGCUCAAGAAAUGUUUCAAGAAUUACCGCACAUGUAUGUACCACCACACGAGUUGAGGAAGGCCAUUGAAAAAGGAGAUCAUCGCAAGCUAAUCGGAACCGUAAUCAGACGAGAGGAUUAUCUCGUGCCCAAAGCUGGUGGAAAGUUCGACGCGGAAGAAUACGAUGCGCAUCCACAGAAAUAUCGGUCAGUUUUUGUCGAAAAGAUCGCACCAUACAUGUCAGUGAUGGUAAAUGGUGUAUAUUGGCAACCCUGUUGCCCUCGCCUGCUCACCAAUGAAGAUAUUCGAAAAUUGACAAAACAGAAAGCUUCGCUAAGCGUCAAUGAUGGUUGCCCACCUUUGCCGCAUCGUUUGUUGGCUGUCUGUGACAUAUCUGCCGAUAUCAAUGGAUCUCUUGAGUUCAUGGAGGAAUGUACGACGAUUGAAUAUCCAUUUGAAUUAUUUGAUCCACGGAAAAAGAAAUCUGAAAUUGGCAUGGCUGGCGAUGGUGUUUUAAUUUGCUCAAUUGAUAAUCUUCCUGCACAGCUUCCUCGCGAGGCAACCGAUUAUUUUGGUAAAUUGUUGUUGCCUUGGAUACCGGAAAUGGUUGAUUCAAAUACGAAAGUUUCCCUUGAAAGUCAAAAUCAUUUUUCCGACACCGUUCGUAACGCUGUCAUCACUUCGAAUGGUCACCUAACUCCAAAUUAUCAAUACAUCAGCGAUUUAAGGAAAGGUCAAAAACAAAUUGAACCAAUCAGCUCAGGCAUGAAAGAACCGACUCGAGCUCCUGCUGGCACCAAAGAUAUUGACAUAAAACAUAAAGUGUUAUUGCUGGGAUCUGGUCUUGUGGCUGCUCCGAUUGUCGAUUAUCUCAUGAGAGACCAAUCCAUCCUCCUCACCAUAGGCUCAAUGGAACUAUCAGAGGCUGGUGCUCUGAGUGAUGCCUACGCCAAUGCGUCUUCCGUUUUGAUCGACGCCAGAGAUACAGAAAAAUUAAGGAAAAUUAUUGGCGACCACAAGCUUGUCAUCAGCAUGCUCCCGUACAAUUUCCAUCCUAAAGUUGCCGAGAUGUGCAUCGAACACAAGUGCGAUCUGGUCACUGCAAGCUACGUAUCGCCUGAAAUAAGGGAACUCCAUCAAAGCGCAAUGGAUGCCGGUAUAACAAUACUUAACGAAGUCGGUCUGGAUCCUGGUAUUGAUCACAUGACUGCGAUGGAGUGCUUUGACGAAGUAAAAGAUUGCGGCGGUAAGGUUGUGUCGUUCGUGUCAUAUUGUGGUGGUCUACCGUCUCCCGAGGUUGCUGAUAAUCCUUUAAGAAUGAAGUUCAGCUGGAGUCCAAAAGGGGUUCUGUCGGUCACACAAAAUGGUGCAAAAUAUCUCGAAAACGGGCAGAUUAAAGAGAUCCCUGAUGGCGGGGAAAUCUUGAAUCAUGUCAAGCCGACAGACUUUAUUCCUGGUUACAAUCUGGAAUGUUAUCCAAAUCGCGACUCCACUAUAUAUAAGGAUAUUUACGGUUUACCACAUCUUCACACCAUUAUUCGCGGCACCUUAAGAUAUCGUGGUUAUGCAAAUGUUUGCAUUGGCUUGCAAAAACUUGGUUUAUUUAACAUGGACGAGAAACCAUUUACAGGACAACCUAUGUCUUGGAGAAAAUAUGUAAGUUCAAUGCUCGGCUGCUCGUCGUCGGAACUCGAUGGAGAAGUCUUCAAAGUUGUUGGAGAAGAUGAUGCGCGAUUUUCGGCAAUUAAACAACUUGGUUUGCUUUCAAAUGAAAUUGUGGUUCCAAAAUCGUCAGCUCUAGAGACACUCAGUCACUAUUUGAGCGGCAGAUUGGCAUUUGAGAGCGGUGAACGAGAUUUAGUCCUUUUGAGACACGAAGUUGAGAUAGAAUGGCCUGAUUGCCGAAAGGAAAUGCGUCGCAUUACUUUAAUAGAAUACGGGGAUUCAAAGUACAGUGCUAUGGCGAGAACUGUUGGAUUUCCUGCUGGAAUAGGAGCAAAAAUGGUUCUUGAUGGCGAGAUCGAUGCCAAAGGUAUAGUUCUUCCAGCGGAUAGAGUCAUUUAUCAAAAACUACUGCGACGCUUAAAAGAAGAAGGUAUUAAAAUGGAAAUCGUUUCAUUCUACGACUGACAAGGUUUGCUUGUUGUUAAUAUUUAUAAAAUGUCACCGAUAUUUAUCGACUAUAUCGGCAAAUAAUAAAAGGAAAUUUCAACUAAUUAUCGGUAUCGAUCGAUACUUAUAUCUUUUGGAAAUUUCAGUGAAUUCCAGUUGUAAUGAACGUGUUUAGAUUUCUAAACAAGACAAGUUAUUUUGUUGAAAAUGGCGGUUUUUACUGCUCUUUGAAAUUAGUUUUUACUAGUGUGCUACGAAAAUCUUCUUGUGCAAAUUUAAUCUUCAUUCGACCUUACAUAUAUUGAAGUGCCAGCGUCUGGAAAUAUAUAUUUUUAAAUAGUUUAAUCGAAUUUAAGAACAUUUGCAACAUGAUUGGGAAGACGAAAACUUUAUUUUCGUUGGUUUUUGUGGCCGCGAAUUAGUUGACUUCGCACCGGAUGUGACGUAAGUAGGAGAAAGCAUGCGUUUACAUAGACAUAGCCAAUAUAAUACUGAAUAAAUAUGUUGUUAUAACAUUUUAGCAAAUCUUCUUAUAAACCUUCACUACAAAUUAAAAAUGGCGCAAAGUUGUACGGUUUGACGACAUCGUUUGAGCCAAUAAUCAAAUAAAACGCUAAAAAAGUAGGACUGUGUGUUUUCUUUUUACGUCACUUCGGUACGAAGAGACCUACUUCUAGUUUAAAAAGUCCAUGAAGAUAAAAUUUUCGACCUAUGACACCUUUUGCAAAUGUUCUCAAAAUCGAUUCAACCAUCUAAAGAUGUUAUUUCUCUGACCCUCAUAAAGGCACUUCAAAAUCUUCGAAGGAAUCUGAAUUCUAAUGAAACACAAAUUACUCUAUAUUUAUUUCUAAACGUUUCGAUUAACAAGUAAUUAAGUAAUUUACCGUGUUCGAACUUUUAGAAUAAUAUGUUCAGCAUUA
Molecule: messenger RNA, 3836 nt
Organism: Xenia sp. Carnegie-2017
Lineage: Eukaryota; Metazoa; Cnidaria; Anthozoa; Malacalcyonacea; Xeniidae
Product: alpha-aminoadipic semialdehyde synthase, mitochondrial-like
Cellular component (GO): cytoplasm
Molecular function (GO): saccharopine dehydrogenase activity
Source: RefSeq, a predicted model, not a curated record